CCCCGUCCCCUCGCCCCGCGCGCAUUCAUUAGGCGCCUACUGUGUACGCACUUGUGGGUCGGGUGCGGGAGCCCAGACCAGCUCAGCAGCUCCCGCGUUCCGGCCCGCGUGCCUCGGACGCUCUCGACACGGCCACGGCCACGGCCACGAGUGUGACCCGCCACCCUGCAGCGCCGAGCGGAAGUCAGCAUGUAUUAGGCGCCGCCUCUGUGGGGGCACCGGGCUUGCGACUCACGUGGGUCCCUGGAGAGCGACAGUAAAUAAGGAGGCUGCGUGGGCGAAGCGCCGUUCUUGAUCCAAAUGGGGACAAGGCUCUGGAUGGAGGGGGUGAAGUGACCAGAAGUGUGCAAGGAUUCGGCUCCUGUGGUGUGCACCUCCGAGAAGGCAGUACCAGGAGACCGAGGGCAGAAAGGAGCAGAAAUGCACAGGCCCUGAGCUCUUACUGCAUGCGGGGCCUCUGCACGGCCGCCUGGAGAGAAGGGCCAAAGGGCUGUGCAGCUGUUAAGCGCCUCCUGUUUGCCAGGGUCCGAGCCAACUGUUGGCAAGGCUGGAGCCCCUUUUGCAGAUGAAGUGACGCCAGGAAGAUGGCACUGAUGCCUGGCACCUGCUGGAUGCCCCCUGCCCCUGGGGCCAUGGGUUGGGGUGGCGUGGGGGGGGGGUUGGAGAGGCUGGAGGGGCGCCCGCUGUAUGCAGUUUCCCUAACGGUCCCCUGUCGCCAGCCCCCGGGGCUGUGCCUGCAGGGUCCCCUCCGAAAGCCGCGGGCGGCGCCGCCCGUGACCGUGGACCUGUACUACGAGAGCCUGUGCGGGGGCUGCCGGAGCUUCCUGGUGCGAGACCUGUUCCCGACGUGGCUCAUGGCCCUGGAGAUCCUCAACGUCACCCUGGUGCCCUAUGGGAACGCUCGUGAGCGCAGCGUGGGCGGCUCGUGGGAGUUCUCGUGCCAGCACGGGGAGCGCGAGUGCGCGCUCAACAAGGUGGAGGCCUGCCUGCUGGACCUGCUGGACUGGGAUGCCGCCUUCCUGACCAUCGUCUGCAUGGAGGAGAUGGAUGAAAUGGAGAAGAACCUGAAGCCGUGCCUGGAGGUGUACGCCCCCCCGGUGUCGCCCAGCGUCAUCCUGCAGUGUGCCACCGGCGAGCGGGGCCUGCAGCUGAUGCACCACAACGCCCAGCUCACCGACGCCCUGCAGCCGCCGCACGAGUUCGUGCCCUGGGUCGUCGUCAACGGCAAACCUCUGAAAGAGCUCGGCCAGCUCCUCAGCCUCGUGUGCCACUUGUACCAGGGCGAGGACAAGCCGGACGUGUGCUCGUCCAUGCCCGCCUCCCCCCGCACGGUCUGCUACAAGUGAGGCUGGCUCGGUGGGCCAGGACUCAGCAGAGGACGUCACCCGGCAACUGCAGAGCUUCUACAUAGACCGCAAAGCCCGGACCCAAAGCUCCACCACGACCAGGGCCUCACCGUGUGCUGCUCAGUUUACACUCGUUGAGGAAAAUAAUAAACCCCCCUUUUGAUUUCUGUGACUCCGUUCUCCUGGAUGGGGCCUCAUUGCCUGGGACGGAUUUCCUCCUACCUGUGCCUCCAGAGUAGCUGGGAUCACAGGCGUGCGGCACCACACCCAGCUUAUGGAUCGAGAUGGCAUCUUGCUAACUUUUUACCAAGCUCCCAGUCUCCACCUGCCAAGGAGCGGGGAUGAUACGUGGGGGCCACCGUGUCCAGCUGCGUGUUUGACAGCCGACAACCGACCCCCCUCCCCGGAGCCCUAGAGAGGCCUAGCCUAGGGUCCAUCCCUGAGAACACCAGCACUGAGAAUGGGGUUUUGAAGGGUGAGUAGGAGCUCGUUGGGCAGAUCGCACAGGGGAUCAUGGACUGCUUAUAGGAAAGUUUCAGAAAACGGGGGGUGGGGGCCGCCCAUGUCAUCAGCCUGGCCGUGGUGCUUGUGACACUGACCCUGCGGGUCGGGUCAGGACAGGACAGGACGGGGACAGGUGCCUUCCUAAUUCCUGG
This is a messenger RNA of Castor canadensis (American beaver), 2002 nucleotides long. NCBI's taxonomy places the organism in Eukaryota, Metazoa, Chordata, Mammalia, Rodentia, Castoridae. The record is from RefSeq and is a predicted model, not a curated record.